UAUCCCGUAUCGCGCGCAAAUGCAACUCCCUUUUAUAAAUCUCAUUAGUUUUCUUAGGCUGUCAUGUUCGAAAUAGAUAGAAAAUCAAAAUCGUUUGAUCGGGAAAACGAUUCAAACUGUUGGAGAGAGCAUACUUGAGUCAUUCCGUGUGCAUUCGUCAUGCAUUCGCCGUCUGCAACAAUCAUCUGGCGACGUCUCGAGGAUCGGAAGUUGCCGUUGCAAAUAUUUCAGAAACAGCCGACUCCCGGCGAACUUCCGUCAUGGAAAGCAUAAAAUAUAGGCUUCUUUUAUCUCUUAUAUUUAGACGUUUAAAUCCCACUUCCGAUUUUUGACAAAUCGUUCUAUCGGAGCGGAAUCCAGUCCCGUGUACUCGUGCACAACAACGUCCCUAGCAACGGUUUGUUUGGAGCACAGACGUCACACUACGGGGUGCAUUGGCAGCUGCGCGCCCUGCUUGCGUCCGGGCCGUCAGCUGCUCGGCUCACACAACCGGGGCUCGACUCCCUGCCUGCCCUUCGGUGCCCUCGAGACGCAUCUCGCUGACUUCCGGCCGCACGCAAUCCCUGGGGCUAAAGACGGGGCCCCAAAUGGACAUGCGGAACGGCGUCAAGGCACACUCAGCCCUGGAGACAUGCAGGUUGUCCUCCUGUGCCGGACCGGACGGCAGCCACGGCGAUUCAGAGAAGAACGUCACCCAGGAUGGACACGCCUUUACCAACGGUAACGUGAUCGGCCUGCUGGACGCCAACGGAGCGAUCGACGAGAACCUCAACCUCGAGCCACCACGGAAGGCAGAAUUCAUCGUGGACGGAGACGACAGUGACUGCGAACGUUCGGCGAUGGAGCGAACGGUGACCGAGGAGCCUCUCGUCAGCAUCUUCAAGCAGGCGGCGCUGCCCUUCCUGCUCGGGGGACUGGGCACGGUGUUCGCGGGACUCAUCUUGGACGCUGUGCAGUCGUGGCCCGCCUUCAGGCACAUCACCGAGCUGUUCAUCGUGGUGCCCCCGCUGCUCGGACUCAAGGGAAACCUGGAGAUGACUCUGGCCGCAAGGUUGUCCACCCAGGCCAACCUGGGUCGCAUGAAGACCGUCAGACAGCAGUGGGACGUCGCCGUGGGCAACAUGGCUCUGGUGCAGUGCCAGGCGUGCGUGCUGUCGCUGCUCUCGUCAGUGUUCGCCAUCGUGAUGGGGCUGGUCUCGGACGACACCUUCCGGCUUGACCAGGCGCUCUUCGUGGCCGCCUGCAGCAUGUGCACCGCCGCCAUCGCCAGCUUCCUGCUCGGCAGCGUGAUGAUCCUGGUGGUGGCCCACUCCGGUCGGUGCCACGUGAACCCGGACAACAUCGCCACGUCGGUGGUGGACGCCCUGGGGGACAUGACCACGCUGGCCAUCCUGGCUGGCCUCAGCACGCUCUUCUACUCAUGGAUAGCGCAGCCCUGGUUCUCUGGCCUGUUCGUGGCGGGGCUGGCCUCCCUGAGCCCGGUGUGGGUCCUGCUGGCCAGGGGACACCCAACCUCCAGGAAGGUGCUCCGGGUCGGAUGGUGGCCCAUCAUCGUCGCCAUGGCCAUAUCCAGCGCUGGGGGCUUCAUCCUGGACAUCGCCGUUAGCCGGUUCAGCGGCCUGGCAGCCUUCCAGCCCGUCAUCAACGGGGUGAACGGGAACCUGGCGGCCAUCCACGCGAGUCGCCUGUCGACCCUGUUCGCGCAGCGGUCCCAACUGGGCCGGCAUCCGGAGGACGACUCCCGUUCCUGCGUCGACCCCAUCACGGCACUCUGCCGCCGGAACCGGCAGGCGCGGGUCUCCCAGCUGCUGCUGGCGCUGUCGCUGCCCGGCCACCUGCUCUUCGUGGUGCUGGUGUUUCUCAUGAGCGAGGGCAACAGCGUCCUCACGGCUCCCUUCGUGGCCUGCUACCUGGUCGCCUCGACCGUCCUCCUCACGGUGCUGCUGUACCUGGCCCGCAUCGGCGCGUACUGGAUGUGGCGGCGGAAGAUCGACCCCGACAACGCCCUGAUCCCGCUGCUCACGGGCUUCGGGGAUAUGUUCGGCACCGCCCUGCUCCUCGUCGCCUUCGUGGGCCUCGGCGCCGCCCGAGACCCCAGUGUAACGCCCAGCCACAACGCAGCCCGCCCCCCAAGCCCCGUCGCUCACUGAGAGAAACUCGAGAACGCCGUCCAGAUGCACUAGGGCCUGCCCCGCACCACCGAAAGCCCAUUGACGUGCGUAUUUUACAAGUUGCGACCAAAUAAAGCCCCUUGAUCAAGGCGUUUUUUUACAA
Molecule: messenger RNA, 2274 nt
Organism: Ixodes scapularis (black-legged tick)
Lineage: Eukaryota; Metazoa; Arthropoda; Arachnida; Ixodida; Ixodidae
Product: solute carrier family 41 member 1
Exons: 9
Coding region: 588-2150 (520 amino acids)
Biological process (GO): monoatomic cation transport
Cellular component (GO): plasma membrane
Molecular function (GO): monoatomic cation transmembrane transporter activity
Source: RefSeq, a predicted model, not a curated record